This is a messenger RNA of Vanessa tameamea, 459 nucleotides long. RefSeq lists its product as uncharacterized. The transcript is spliced from 5 exons. The record is from RefSeq and is a predicted model, not a curated record. Lineage: Eukaryota; Metazoa; Arthropoda; Insecta; Lepidoptera; Nymphalidae. Bases 65 to 439 code for a protein of 124 amino acids.
CAACCCCUCAGUGUUGCCUUGUUGCUGAUAGAGUUGCCAGCUCAUUAUUCUUCAUAAAAUUAAUAUGCGGGAAUCAUUUGUAUUAAUUAUCUCGCUGUUCGUGAUCUCUGUGCGAUGUUCGAAUUUAGACCGGGAUGGUUUCAAUAUAUAUAAAGAUCAUUUGCGCACACGUCCUGAUGAACCUUUGGAGGUAGUCUCAGAGGUCGGAGAUCGAAUAUUGUAUUUCUUUCGUGCGCCUUUACAAAUGUAUUCAAGUCAGCCGAUGGAUCCUCAAGAGUAUCGAAAGCGUGAAGCUAAUAUAUAUAAAAGCCACAUGCUGACUAAAGAGAUGAGUCCGCUGGAAAAGCGUACCUCUAAAGCGGCUUUAUCCCUCAUGUUACAGAGCAAGCAGGAUUUAGAUCACACAGAUGAAGAUCAUUAUUGCCUUCAUGGAAAAUAGUUGCUCAACUUGUCGGUACG